Molecule: messenger RNA, 519 nt
Organism: Phalaenopsis equestris
Lineage: Eukaryota; Viridiplantae; Streptophyta; Magnoliopsida; Asparagales; Orchidaceae
Product: 60S ribosomal protein L13-1-like
Exons: 2
Coding region: 1-519 (172 amino acids)
Biological process (GO): translation
Cellular component (GO): ribosome; cytosolic large ribosomal subunit
Molecular function (GO): structural constituent of ribosome; RNA binding
Source: RefSeq, a predicted model, not a curated record
AUGACGCGUUGCGGCGGGGCAACACAUUGUGAUGGUGUGUCAUGGCGACACAUUGCAGCGCAGCGAGGUGUUGUGGCAGAUUGUGGCGGCGGCGUUCUGGCGAAGUAUCGCAGUGGCGUGAAGCGUUGGAUGUCCAAUACUGCAAGAAAUCCAAAAAAGCUUGCUUCCACAAUUGGCAUUGCAGUGGAUCGUCGUCGUAAGAAUCGCUCGUUGGAAGGUCUCCAAGCCAAUGCUCAGAGGCUGAAGACAUACAAGGCAAAGUUGGUCGUCUUCCCUCUGCGUGCUCGCAAGUUUAAGGCCGUGGAUUCUGCACCGGAGGAACUUGAUACAGCGACCCAGGUGAAGGCUAGCGCCUUGCCUAUUGUCCACAGGAGGCCUUCAGUCGAGUUGUUGAAGGUUACUGAGGAGAUGAAGGCAUUUAGGGCUCACGAGAAGCUUCGGGUGGAGAGAAUGAAUGCUAGGCAGGUUGGCGCCAGGCUGAAGAAGGCCGCAGAAGCAGAGAAAGAAGAGAAGAAGUGA